This is a messenger RNA of Penaeus monodon (black tiger shrimp), 486 nucleotides long. RefSeq names its product immunoglobulin superfamily DCC subclass member 4-like. The transcript has 5 exons. Gene Ontology annotation, molecular function: protein binding; transmembrane-ephrin receptor activity. The coding region runs from base 1 to 486 and encodes 161 amino acids. Gene Ontology annotation, biological process: axon guidance. The record is from RefSeq and is a predicted model, not a curated record. Gene Ontology annotation, cellular component: neuron projection. Lineage: Eukaryota; Metazoa; Arthropoda; Malacostraca; Decapoda; Penaeidae.
AUGAGCUGUCUGGAGCUGGAGGCAGAUUCUCGGUCUCAGACAAGCGUUCACUUGUCCUGGAGAGUAACAGAAGGUCAGGAUGGAGCAGCUUAUUACACUGUCAAGUACCAGCAGAUCACGCAUUCACCAAAUCCAGCAGAAGCAACAUUUGUCCGCAGUGACACUCCAGAGAUUGUAAUCACAGGCUUGAAACCAUUCAGCACAUAUGAAUUCAGUGUUCGUGCUCAUGAAUCAGAGAAGACAUAUGGCCCUUUUAGUCAUCCUGUUCAAGCUAUGACUAUGGGUAACCUCCCAUCAUCACCAGAGGAUUUCAUGUAUGAACCUACGGAUGCUUCUACGAUCCGCCUGAAAUGGAACCCACCAGAACAGUUGACUGGGACUCUGAAGAAGUAUGAAAUUCUCUACAGUCUGGAUAAGCAGAAGCCUUUAUCUGAGUGGGAUGUGCAUGAGGUAGAGGGUGAUGCCACGGCAGAUACGAUGAUGUGA